GAGUGAAUGGGAGAGAGGGAGACACAAUGAGAGCAAAGCCCUGUGAUUCCAAUCACUGGCAGGCUGGCACGGGACACACUCGGCCUGACACUUAAGUCACGGGCUCCAGCCGGGUCACCGCGAAUGCCAGCCUCAUGACUCGCGAGGGGCCGACUGUCACUGGGGGACACUUUGACCUCACAAAGCCAGCGUGGAGAAUUUCCCGUUUCUUACUGGUCAACCGGUGCACGCUUCAUACACGACGAUAAGAGAUCUGAUUUCCGAAGACGGACCACCAGCUACCAGAGAUGGCAGGUAGGACCAGGGAAAUUCUGGCCAAACCAACCCGGAGUUGCGGUCGCAUCAUCUGGACGCUGUCAGCAAUGCUGGCGAUCCAGCUCGCCGGCGGAUGCCCCGCAGCAUGCACGUGCUAUCCAAAGACUAAAGUGGUGGACUGCCGAGGCCGUGGUCUGCAAGAUAUCCCACGCCAGCUGCAUCUUAACACGCUGGAACUAUAUCUGGAGCACAAUCGCAUCCACGUUCUGGGCUACACGGCCUUCAGGGAGACACCGCUGCUCCGCGUGCUCAACCUGGCCAACAACUCCAUCACCACCAUCUCCACUAAUACCUUCCAGGGUCUCCGGGGCCUGCUGGUGCUCAACCUGGCCAACAACGCCAUCCAGGAUAUUGACCGGCAUCUCUUCAGGCCUAUCAGGAGCCUCUCAGAUCUCAAUCUGUCCCACAACAGCAUCAGCAGGCUCCCGGCCACCCUGCCUGACAGCAUGCACAACCUCACUAGGCUCUCUCUGCACCACAACCGGCUGCAGAGGCUGCACUGGAUGCUGCUGGAGUCCCUGAGCAAGUUGCAGGUUCUCUCCCUUCACAGCAAUCCUUGGAAGUGCGACUGCCAGCUCAUCGGCCUGAAGCUUUGGCUGGAAACCUUUCUCUUUAAAGGAGGAAUAAUGGAUGAAAUCAGGUGCGCACAGCCUGGAGAUCUGAGGGACGAGGACCUCCGGAACAUUCCGUAUAAGCUGUUUGGCUCCUGCCUGAACACUAGCCAAAGCCACCCACUCGCCCACCUCCAACACCAGGCCAAAGAGCAUGAGUCGCCAUAUUCCGGUGGCAACGGGGGCGGCGACCCCGGGUGCGGGGCCAAGCAGCGGGCACGCCCCCCCAACCUGCGGCAUGCCAUCGCCACUGUGGCCAUCACAGGCGUGGUGUGCGGACUGGUGUGCCUCAUGAUGCUGGGCGCUGCCGUCUACGGAUGCACCUACGCGGCUGUCACAGCCCGCUACCAGCGGGAUCUGAGGCAGGCCGAUAGGGCGGCCCCCUCUAGCAGGCAGGGCAGUGGGGAAGGCAAGGAGCUCCAACGGGACUCUGCUAUAUCUACAGCACAUGCACAUGCAUGCUCUGCAUCUAUGUAGUUAAGUAGUUAAGGACAAAAUGAUGUUUUGUGAACUAUUUGCUGUAUUUUUUCAUUUGAUUUUAGACAGGCCUUUUGCCCUUUUUUUGAAGAGUUCGCCACCUAGUGGUGUCAUAAAAUACAGCAAAUGGUUCACAAAGCAUCAAUUUGUCCACCACUUCUAUGUAGAGGCAAUACCUUUCCUGCAACUAAGUAUUUGUCUCUGAGAUUUUAUAGAUACAAUUAACAGUUGUUCUGUUGUUACGGCAGUUUGUGCUUUUGCUAUGUGGUCUUGAUGAAUCCAUUAGGAUAUUCGACUGAUUGUAAGACAUGGGUAAACAUAUAUGGUGUGUGUGUGCGUAUGUGUACAUAUAUGUAUAUAAACCAGAUUCCAGCAUUU
Brienomyrus brachyistius is the source of this 1781-nucleotide messenger RNA. It is a transcript of the gene lrtm1, whose product is annotated as leucine-rich repeat and transmembrane domain-containing protein 1. Bases 288 to 1403 code for a protein of 371 amino acids. The transcript is spliced from 3 exons. The record is from RefSeq and is a predicted model, not a curated record. Gene Ontology annotation, biological process: axonogenesis; positive regulation of synapse assembly; regulation of presynapse assembly. Gene Ontology annotation, cellular component: membrane. Gene Ontology annotation, molecular function: protein binding. Lineage: Eukaryota; Metazoa; Chordata; Actinopteri; Osteoglossiformes; Mormyridae.